Molecule: messenger RNA, 1074 nt
Organism: Morus notabilis
Lineage: Eukaryota; Viridiplantae; Streptophyta; Magnoliopsida; Rosales; Moraceae
Product: 26S proteasome non-ATPase regulatory subunit 8 homolog A
Exons: 6
Coding region: 155-958 (267 amino acids)
Biological process (GO): proteasome-mediated ubiquitin-dependent protein catabolic process
Cellular component (GO): proteasome regulatory particle, lid subcomplex; nucleus; cytosol
Source: RefSeq, a predicted model, not a curated record
UGUUGGUUUCCGGGUCGGAUUUUGCCACCGGAUUCAAACCCUAGAAAAAGGCAAAUUCCUUCUUGAAAGACAAGCAAAAGAACUUCACUUCUUUUCAGCCAAAAUCAAACGACAUCAAACAGCGAGAGAUCGGACACUGCAGAGGAAGUCAGCCAUGGAUCCAAAGCUCACAGAGGUUUCGCAGCUCUUUGAGCGCUUCAAAGCCGCGAUUUUACGCAAGGAUUUCAAUACCUGUACCAAUCUUCUUUCUCAGCUCAAGGUCUUGCUGACAGCAUUCAGAAGCCUUCCUCCUUUGUUUGAAGAAACGCCGAACGCAGUUCAUGAACUGACAAUAGCAAGGGACAUUUACGAGCAUGCUGUUGUUCUGAGUGUGAAAGUUGAGGAUCAAGAUGCGUUUGAGAGAGAUUUCUUCCAAUUGAAGCCUUAUUAUACAGAUGCUCGUGACCGGAUUCCACCAUCCCCCGAGGAGUACCCAAUCUUAGGACUCAACCUGUUGAGACUCCUUGUGCAGAAUAGAAUUGCCGAGUUUCAUACUGAAUUGGAAUUGCUCUCAUCUAUUGCUUUGGAGAACCCAUGCAUCAAACAUGCUGUGGAGUUGGAGCAAUCCUUCAUGGAGGGUGCUUAUAACCGUGUAUUGAGUGCUCGGCAGACAGUACCUCAUGAGACUUACGUCUAUUUCAUGGAUCUCCUGGCGAAGACAGUUAGAGAUGAGAUAGCUGGAUGCAGCGAGAAGGCAUAUGAUUAUCUUUCAAUCAAUGAUGCACGUCAAAUGUUGCUGUUCACAUCUGACCAAGAACUUCUAAAGUAUAUCGAAGAGGAGCACAUCGAGUGGGACGUAAAGGAUGGUUUAGUGGUAUUCCAGAAGGCAAAAGAAUCUUCACCUUGCAAGGAGAUUCCUUCCCUGCAGCUCAUCAACCAGACACUCAGCUAUGCAAGAGAGUUGGAGAGGAUCGUGUAGAGCCAGCUGCCUAUGUCGUGUCUCGUGCUUUCAGACGCAAUACUCCAUCAAAUCGAGGCCGAGUUCCUUUAAAUCAUUUCCUUUGUAUUCUCAACUUGGUCGCUUUGGUGGCACAU